Molecule: messenger RNA, 1877 nt
Organism: Microcebus murinus (gray mouse lemur)
Lineage: Eukaryota; Metazoa; Chordata; Mammalia; Primates; Cheirogaleidae
Source: RefSeq, a predicted model, not a curated record
GCUGCCGGGCCGGCGAGGGGCGGCGCCAGGCGGCGGGUCCUUAGUCAAGUGACGCGGCGCGGCUGUCCUGGGCGCAGACUGCGGAGCCGCGGGGCUGCAGGGCGGUCAUGCCGGGGGCUCGGGUUCGCAGCUUCUCUCUGCUGCUGGCGCCGCUGCUGCUGUGCUGUGCGCACGGCUUGCGCCAUGCCUCCCAGAAGACGUUCAAGAUCGACUACAGCCGGGACCGCUUCCUCAAGGACGGCCAGCCGUUCCGCUACAUCUCCGGGAGCAUUCACUACUCCCGCGUGCCCCGCUUCUACUGGAAGGACCGGCUGCUGAAGAUGAAGAUGGCCGGACUGAACGCCAUCCAGACGUAUGUGCCCUGGAACUUUCACGAGCCCCAGCCGGAGAAGUACCAGUUUGCUGGGGACCAUGACGUGGAACACUUCAUUCAGCUGGCUCAGGACGUGGGCCUGCUGGUUAUCCUGAGGCCUGGGCCCUACAUCUGCGCGGAGUGGGACAUGGGAGGAUUGCCUGCCUGGCUGUUAGAGAAGGAAUCUAUUGUUCUUCGCUCCUCUGACCCAGAUUACCUUGCAGCUGUGGACAAGUGGUUGGGAGUUCUUCUGCCCAAAAUGAAGCGUCUCCUUUAUCAGAAUGGAGGGCCGAUUAUAACCGUGCAGGUUGAAAAUGAAUAUGGCAGCUACAUUGCCUGCGAUCAUAACUACCUGCGUUUCCUGCUGAAGCGCUUCCGCUACUACCUGGGUGACGACGUGGUUCUGUUCACCACGGACGGGGCACAGGAAAGAUUUCUGCAGUGCGGGGGCCUGCAGGGCCUCUACAGCACAGUGGACUUCGGAACAGGCAACAACGUCACAGCUGCUUUCCAAAUCCAGAGGAAGAGUGAGCCCAAAGGACCCUUGGUCAAUUCCGAAUUCUAUACUGGCUGGUUAGACCAUUGGGGCUCACCUCACUCGACAGUCAAAUCUGAAGAUGUGGCUUCCUCCCUCUAUGAUAUACUUGACCGUGGGGCAAAUGUGAACUUGUACAUGUUUAUGGGUGGGACCAAUUUUGGCUAUUGGAAUGGGGCCAACAUACCCUAUGCAGCACAGCCCACCAGCUACGACUAUGAUGCCCCGCUGAGCGAGGCUGGGGACCUUACUGACAAGUAUUUUGUUCUGCAAAAGGUUAUCCAGAAGUUUAACCCUUUACCAGAAGGUCCUAUCCCUCCAUCCACACCAAAGUUUGCCUAUGGAAAAGUCGUUCUGAAAAAGUUAAAGGCGGUGGGGGAAGCUCUGGACAUUCUGUGUCCCUCUGGGCCCGUAAAAAGCCUUUAUCCCUUGACAUUUAUCCAGGUGAAACAGUAUUUUGGGUUUGUGCUGUACCGAACAACGCUUCCUCAAAAUUGCAGCAGCCCAACGCCUCUCUCUUCACCCCUGGAUGGAGUCCAUGACCGGGCCUAUGUCUCCGUGGAUGGGGUCCCCCAGGGAGUCCUUGAGCGAAACAGCGUGACCACUCUGAACAUAAUGGGGAAGGCUGGGGCCACUCUGGACCUUCUGGUGGAGAACAUGGGACGUGUGAACUACGGCAAACAUAUCAAUGAUUUUAAGGGCUUGGUUUCUAACCUGACCCUCAACUCCAACAUCCUCACGGGCUGGACGAUCUUCCCACUGGACACCGAGGAUGCAGUGCAGACACACCUGGGGAGCUGCGGUGGCCAGGAAGGCAGCUGCCAGAGUGAAUCCCACAGCUCAUCCAGCUACAGGCUCCCGACCUUCUAUGCGGGGAACUUCUCCAUUUUCAGUGGGAUCCCAGACUUGCCCCAAGACACCUUUAUCCAGUUUCCUGGAUGGACCAAGGUAUGUGACUUCAUGGGAAGGGUUUGAAUUGAGGCUUCAAAC